Messenger RNA from Chara braunii, 3071 nucleotides. The record is from the annotation of a GenBank genome assembly. NCBI's taxonomy places the organism in Eukaryota, Viridiplantae, Streptophyta, Charophyceae, Charales, Characeae.
AUCAGCAGGACACAUCAGCAGGCCACGUCAGCCGACAGAGCAGGAAACACCACGUCAGCAGGCCCCCAGCCUGGUAUAUGCUGUUGCGGUCACAUACAGCCGUUAUGGACCAGAGGUCCGGAGAAGCAGACGAGGCCUAUCAGGCCCGGAUGCUGGCUUGGAGUACCGAAACAAAGAAACGGGCAGAUGACGCAGCAGCAGCAGCGAAGAAGAAGGCAGAGGACGCCGAGCAGGCACGCCUGCUGGCACUUGAACAACAGCGCCAGCAUAACGAGGCAGCAGCAAGGGCUGCCGAUGAAGAAAGAAACCAACGUCGUGAGAAGAUAUUUAGCGCAGAGCAGACCUUGCUCACAAUGGCAACGACAUGGUGGACCGAGGCCGAGAAUGGCAAGUUGGAGGAUUGCGAAAACAAGAUCGCUCUCCUCCUCUCGCAUCUCACAGACCUCCUGGCUACAUGCAUUACACAGCAAGAGGAUAUCCAUAGCCUCGACGACUCGCUAGCUCAAGUCCAAGGCCGCCUUCAGCAGCUGGAGCAGCGACCAGUCGCCGCCCCCGACGCCAGCUCUUCCAAUACCUUCGAUCGCCUCGAAGCGUGGGAGAUGGACGUCGGCUCCCUCAAGGACGGCGUGCAGUUACAGCAGACCGCAACGCAACAGCUGCAACAACGGAUCUGUACUACCGCCAAUACCUCAAGUUCGGAGCCGCGCGAGACAGCUCCAAAGUUUGACGGGCAGAAGAUCUUCUGCGACUCGACCAAGACAGAUCCGGUUCCAUGGUUCCGCAAGUUCGAGCUCACGCUGCAGCUCCACCACGUCAAAGAACACAAGCACCACUCAUACUUGUACUCUCGUUUAGGGGGCGCGUGCCAGGCUUGGUUGGACAACCUCUUGUCCAAGUACGGAGUGGUAGCUAACGACUUGCACACCAAGAUCAGUUGGGAUGAUCUGAAGGCGGCGUGGCACAAGCGGUUCCAAGUUGAGACGCCCGAGAUCAAGGCUAUGGACAAGCUCAUGGUCUUCGAGCAAGGCACGCUGCCGAGUACCGACUGGAUCGCCGAGUACCAACGGUUGACGUCAAACGUCGCGGAUGUCUGUUCGUUCCUUGGCCUUGCCGGCUACUACCAACGUUUUAUCAAAGGCUACUCGAAGAUCGCGGCCCACUUGAACAAGCUUCAAUGCGAGGAUCGGCCGUUUGACUUCGAAGAGGAGGCGCGGGAAUCUUUCUUGGCUCUCAAAGCCGCGCUAUUGUCUGCGGAGGUCUUGCGGAUAUACGACCCACUUUUGCCUACGCGGGUCACUACGGAUGCGUCAGGCUAUGGCAUUGGUGCAGUCCUCGAGCAACAUGAUGGUGUGGACUGGCACCCGAUCGAGUAUUUCAGCAAGAAAGUGCCCAUCGUGCAUUCGAUUGACGAUGCACGCAAGAAGGAGCUCCUCACCUUCGUCCACGCGCUCAAGCGGUGGCGGCACUUCCUCCUUGGUCGAAGCCAAUUUCGAUGGGUAACGGACAACAAUCCGUUGGUCUUUUGCAAGACCCAAGACACCGUCAACAACACCAUCGCUCAAUGGAUGGCUUUCAUCGACCAGUUCGACUUCUUUCCCGAUCACAUUCCCGGGAAGUCGAACCGUUUUGCGGAUGCUCUUUCACGGCGUCCGGAUCAUUGUACCUCGGUCUACUCAACCUUCGAGAUCGACGAUGACCUGCGGAACAGCUUCAUCCGCGGCUACCAAGCCGACCCCGAGUUUCACGACAAGUACGCGAAUUGCUCCUCUCCUAAUCCGGCGCCUUCUCACUACCGGAUCCAAGAGGGGUACUUGCUUGUCCACACGCGGGGGAAGGACCUUCUUUGUGUACAGAGUGAUCCUCACUUGCGUACACGGCUUCUUGGCGAGUUCCACGAUGCUCCUGCCACCGAACACUUUGGAGUCGAUCGCACGAUUGGCCGACUUCGCCAGCGAUUUUGGUGGCCCGGCCUUCUCGGCGACGUCACGCGCUAUUGCGAGUCAUGCGAGGUUUGCCGACGCUGCAAAUCCCGCAACCAUCAUCCGUACGGUCCCGUUGAGGCGAAGGGAAGCAAUUGCCAUGGACAUUACCAGCCCGUUCCCCAAGCACAAGACCGGAGUGGAUGGGAUUCUCACGGUGGUCGACCGACUCACCAAGUUCGCCAUGUUUUUGCCUUGUCGCUAUCAUGCCAAGGCACCGGAGUUGGCCGAGGUUCUCUACGCCGGUUGGAUUCGAACCAAGGGUUACCUUGGCCGAGUUCAGCUCGCCACCCUCAAACCGAUGGCCAGACGGAGAGGGCGCAUCAGACCGCACAGGUACUCCUUCGCACUCUCAUCCGCCCCGACCAGAAGGACUGGGUUGAGCGGUUGUCGGAUGUCGUGUUGGCCUACAACUCCUCUAUCCACCCGACUAUCAGGAUGUCGCCCUUCGAGUUCGAGCACGGCUCGCCGGUCACUUCACCAUUGGACACUAUUACUCCACGAACGGUCGAGAGCGACGACCAUCUUCUUUUCUUGCAUCGGAUGCAAGAGCUUCUUGUCAAGGCACGCGACCAGAUGGCGCAGCAGCGCAUGAGCCAGCAGGCCAAUCGCCAGCGUCUUCCUUGCCCAUUCCGCGCCGGCGACCUAGUUUGGGUUUCCGCAGCGGAAUUCAGCCUUGAACAAGACAUCUCUCGCAAGCUCCUUCCGAAAUGGAUGGGGCCUUGGCCGAUCGUGGCACCUGCUGGGGACGCACCCGAGGGACUUUCCUUCACGAUUCAGGUGCCCGGCCACUUGCCCAUCUACCCAGUCUUUCAUUGCUCCAAGUUGGCUCUUUACACGCCAGCGGAACAUGACGAUUUUCCCGGGAGACGUUCGCAAGACCCACCCUCCAUGGAUGGUUUUCAGGAGGUCGCAUCAUCUCCCAGCGACGCUACGGCAACAAGCCAAGAGUAUUUAGUAUCCACAGGAGAUCAAGAGCAGGUGGAAAUCUGCAACUGUAAGGGAUCCAAGCCAUUGGCUGCAAAGUAAUCUGGGCUGUCAUAUCCAAGAGACCAGAGGCUGGUCAACCUUGAAUCAACAGUAUGAGUUGAC